AUGGUCAAGAUCUCCAUCCUCUCCUACCGGGGCAACGCCAACUCCCGCUACUUUCCGCACUCAGGCUACCUCGGCCUCACUCCAGUAAAAAUUGAAGGCGUCGUCCGCACAGCACUCGAAGAGGACCGCAAACCCCUCCACGCCAGCAGCGUCGUUGCCUCCGUCCGAUGCAUCGAGGCCCGUCUCGGCCGCGUCGGCGUUGUCCAUUCCAACGUCCUCGUCGAGUACACUCAGACACUCUGGAAUAAGCCCGACAGCGUCGAAUGGGCAGACCUUGGUGACGGCGAAUUCCCCUUCAAGAUCGUCAUUCCCGCAAAGUCCCCGGGCUUCACCUGUGCUAAUUUUCAAGACUACCGGGUGUUCUGGCGAAUUGAAGCAGUUAUCAAUCAUGCUCCCACUUUUGGCGUCGGUACCCGCAAGCUCAAAAUGUAUGAAAUCCCCCUUGUAAGAUACGAUACACAAGUCCUGCGAACCGAUCCGCUUCCUUCGCCUGCGCGUAUCCUCGCCACCCGUAAACCCCGAGCACCUGUCAUCCAAUACCAGCUCUUGCAACCGACCACUCCCGUCGGCCCACUCGACAUUGUCACUGUUGGCUUAUCCCUCCGCCCGGUUGAUCCGUCUGUAGUAGUACGCAGUGCUUCUAUGGUCAUUGAGCGGCGCAUUGAUCUCUGCGAG
Messenger RNA from Fomitiporia mediterranea MF3/22, 675 nucleotides. RefSeq lists its product as uncharacterized. The transcript has 3 exons. The record is from RefSeq and is a predicted model, not a curated record. NCBI's taxonomy places the organism in Eukaryota, Fungi, Basidiomycota, Agaricomycetes, Hymenochaetales, Hymenochaetaceae. The annotation marks the transcript as partial.